UUACCACUGCCUCGCCAAAUGUUUGCAUUGCUCCAGGAAGAAGCUCAGAGUCAGAGGGAAGAAGGCAGAAGCUGAGAAGCCCCCUUCAGUAAUGCGCCACUCGUAAGGCCCCGCAUCGUGUAAAUUACAUGAAGUAUAUCAUAUUAAGUGUUCCUUGACUUCCUUGGCUUUGCUGUUCAUUUUCAUGAAUUUCUAGCUAGAAUUUCUACCAAUCUACCUGGUCUUGAAAGGAUUUGAAGUUUAUAGACGAUCAGACGAUGAAGGUUGAAAUUAUUGGUGCAAGCAACGGAAAGCAAAUUGCUAGUAUUGAAAAUCUUGAGCCAUCUUCGACUAUAAAGUUUCUCAAAGAUGAAAUACAUCGAAAUUGCCCAAAGUACUAUCCAAGUCGACAAUCACUAAGAUUAGAGCAGAGAGGAAAGUCAAUAAAAGAUGAACUAAAAUUAUCAGACCUUGAUCUUCCUGAAGGGAAUAGACUAUAUUUUAAGGACUUAGGUCCUCAGAUAGGAUGGUCCACAGUAUUCCUUUCAGAAUAUGCUGGUCCACUUUUUGUUUACCUCAUGUUUGUACCAAGACCAGCAUUUAUUUAUGGAGUACAAGCAUCUUUAAAACCUCGGGCUUCAGUUGUGUGGAUUGCUGCUGGUUGUUGGUCCCUUCAUUAUAUCAAACGUAUUCUAGAAACAUUAUUUGUGCACAGAUUUUCAAAAGGAACCAUGCCUAUACGAAAUCUUUUUAAGAACUGCAGCUAUUACUGGGGAUUUGCAGCCUUUGUCAGUUACUUCAUAAAUCAUCCACUCUACACUCCCCCAGCAUAUGGCGAUCUUCAAGUUGCCAUUGGUUUAAUCGGCUUCUUGGUCAAUGAAUAUGGAAAUUUUGCGUCCCAUUGUGUUCUAAGAGAUUUACGCCCUAAAGGUUCAAAUGUGCGAAGGAUUCCUUACCCGACGUCAAACCCAAUGACGUUCAUGUUUAAUUUAGUGUCCUGUCCAAACUAUACCUACGAGUUCUUUGCGUGGCUGUUCUUCACCGUGAUGACCCAAACUUUCCCUGCUGGAUUGUUCACUUUGGCUGGGUUGCUCCAGAUGGCACAGUGGGCUCAAGGAAAACACAGAAAUUAUCGCAAGGAGUUCAAAGACUAUCCAAAGUCCCGAAGGUGCAUCAUUCCAUUUUUGUUGUAGAAACAUCUGAGGGUAUACACUGUACA
Messenger RNA from Dendronephthya gigantea, 1198 nucleotides. Its product is annotated as very-long-chain enoyl-CoA reductase-like. Gene Ontology annotation, molecular function: protein binding; oxidoreductase activity, acting on the CH-CH group of donors. Lineage: Eukaryota; Metazoa; Cnidaria; Anthozoa; Malacalcyonacea; Nephtheidae. The record is from RefSeq and is a predicted model, not a curated record. Bases 258 to 1172 code for a protein of 304 amino acids. Gene Ontology annotation, biological process: very long-chain fatty acid biosynthetic process. The transcript is spliced from 15 exons.